Messenger RNA from Trichoderma breve, 1728 nucleotides. Its product is annotated as 16S rRNA methyltransferase rsmB/F domain-containing protein. The transcript is spliced from 3 exons. The coding region runs from base 1 to 1728 and encodes 575 amino acids. Gene Ontology annotation, molecular function: methyltransferase activity. Gene Ontology annotation, cellular component: nucleolus. The record is from RefSeq and is a predicted model, not a curated record. Gene Ontology annotation, biological process: rRNA base methylation. NCBI's taxonomy places the organism in Eukaryota, Fungi, Ascomycota, Sordariomycetes, Hypocreales, Hypocreaceae.
AUGUCGCUCUAUCAUGAAGCUGCAGAGAUUUUAUCAUCAUCAGCCGACGCCAGCGGAAGCUUGAAAUCACGAGUGUUUGGCAAGAAGAAGGGCAAAUCACCACCCGCACAGCUGUAUGCUCUCGUGCUGGAGAGUGCGAAAUGGAGUCUGGUGCUGAAAGAAGUAAUUGAAAAUGCAGAAAUUUUAAAACUGGAGCGAAAGCUUACGCCUACCCUAGCUUUGCUACUGGUGCAUGAUUUGUUACUUGCAAAGGGAGGAAUCGCGCUGCCGCAGAGCCAUGGGUUAAGAGCAUCGAUUGAGCGCCACAAGGCGCGUCUCAGCUCGGAAUUUACGAGGGCGAGAGUAAGAAGAAAGGCGCCGACAGUGGACUUUUUGAAGGAAUUGGUUGAAAGAGCGUCUGCAGGAGAAGAGGCUAAUUAUCCGAGAUGGGUGCGUGUCAAUGCUCUCAAAAGUACCGUGGAGGAACAGCUAGAGACGACCUUUUCGAAACACACCAGAGCCGAGAGCAUUCAAGACAUUGUGACCAAGUCAGGCAGACACAUCUACAUUGAUCCCCAUGUGCCGAAUUUGCUUGCCAUUUCUGCGGGGAUGGACUUUGCAAAGGUGGAAGCUUAUACAUCUGGGAAAAUCAUCUUACAAGACAAGGCAUCGUGUUUCCCGGCCUAUCUGUUAGACCCGCGAUCUGAGGACGGAGAUGUCAUCGAUGCUUGUUCUGCGCCGGGGAAUAAGACUACGCAUCUCGCAGCAAUCCUUUAUCAGCACCGCCCGGAGUUUGAAGAUGCUCCUCAGACGAUUUACGCUUUUGAGAAGGAUUCAAGAAGAGCCCAGACGCUGGAAAAGAUGGUCAAGAUUGCCGGGUCAAAAAGCGUCACGCGGAUUGGGUUCGGACAGGACUUCCUUCAAGUGGAUCCUACGUCCGAAAAGUACAAGGAUGUGGGAGCUUUACUGCUGGACCCGAGUUGUUCAGGCAGUGGCAUUGUUGGUCGAGACUCAAUGCCCGAGUUACAUUUACCAGAUCCACCGACAGAUAAUCGUGGUGACGAUGAUGGAGUCGAGACCGUGGUGAAGUCAGAAAAGGACUUGGAAGCGCGGUUGGAAGCGCUCUCGUCAUUCCAGUUGACGCUUCUCCUCCACGCAUUCCGCUUCCCCCGAGCGAAGAAGAUUACUUACUCGACAUGCUCAGUUCACUCUCAGGAGAACGAACGAGUUGUCAUUCGAGCCCUGGCAUCGGAUAUUGCAAAAGCCAAGGGAUGGCGUAUCUUGCGACGGGAAGACCAGGUGAGCGGGCUUCGGGACUGGCCCGUCAGGGGCGUGGUUGAGGCCGCAGAGGGUGACGAGACCGUCGCGGAGGGUUGCAUACGGUCGUAUAAGGGGGACGGCCAUGGGGUAAUGGGCUUCUUUGUUGCAGGCUUCGUGCGGGAUUCGGUCGAUAUGGAUUUGGGAGACCAAUAUGAGGGAGGGGCUUCUGUUGAUGUUAUUGACGGGGAUAGUGGUGAGGGGCCAUAUCUCCGCGACGACGAUGGUCGGAUUUUACGGGACGUCGUUGGCAUGCCGGUGCUCAAGUCCACGGGGAGACCUGUUUCGCUCCAUGGAGUGGAUGAGGGAGAGGGAGAUGAAGAUGAUGAGGAAGAGGAAGAAGAGGAAGAAGAUGAGGAGGAUGACAGCGAGGAUGACGAUGACAGUAGUGGCGGAGAUGAAGACGAGUGGGGAGGCAUUAGUGAUGCGUAA